GCGAGCGCGACCGGAAAUUGCCGAUAGCAAGUCGGAAAAAUAAAGAAAGCAGUAUUUUUUGUUGAUUUCUAAAGAAUGCCAAGUCCAUCGUCCCACCGUCGCCCUAAUUUUCACUAUGUUUGAAUAGUACAUUCGGUGUUUUCCACCUUCAUAGAUCUGUUUGCUCCGAUUUUGAUGCAAGAUGUCGGAAGUCGACAUCGCCGAGGAACUUCCGAACGGCGACGAUUCCGCUUUCGAGGACCAGCAAAACACUUCGGAAGAUCAGUCACAACAAACUUUGACAGUUCAGUCUGCAGAUGCAAUACCGAAUUCGAUCGCCAUAACUACUGAACAUGAAACCGUUUAUGUUGCAACCCCACAAACUUUGUUGACAGCAGAACAAUUUGCAGAACAUAACAAAACAACACACAUUGUUAUUCAUGAUCAGGGGAAUUUGGAUUCUGGACUGAAAUCCCCUACAACCCCUUUACCACCCCCUACCCCAGCAACACCACUGAGUAAAGAAAGGGGGUUGAAAUACCAGUGGGAUGAAUCUGUUGAUAAUGAUAUUUUACCAGUGCGGUGUAAAAAUACAAAUGGAGAACUUUAUAAAGCAAGAUUUGGCUCUGGUGGUCGAGGAAAGUGUAUCAAAAGUGGCGAUCAGUGGUAUACACCAAAUGAGUUUGAGACAUUUUCUGGGCGAGCAAGUAGUAAGGACUGGAAGAGAAGUAUCAGAUAUGGAGGUCGCACCUUACAGUGCUUGUUAGAGGAUGGAUUAUUACAGGCUCAUGCAACAUCAUGUACAUGUGCAGCAUGCUGUGAUGAUGAAAAUGUGACAGGGCCAAUACGGUUAUUUACACCAUAUAAGAGAAGAAAGCCAAAUCUGGAGCCAGGAACACCCACUCCGAGACCAAAGAAGAUGAAGCAUAUGGACUCACCAAAUCGAUUACAAAAUGCAGGGGAUGGCAAUGGUAUGGGAGCAUCUCAGUCUUUUGCUCAUCCUGUGAGAAUGGCCACCGCUUCACUGAAUGGUGAAACUGUUCACAUCCUUACAUCAGAUCCACUCUCUGGAGAAACUGUGAUGGUUGCUCCAGUACCAGUGAGUGGUCAGGUUAGUCCAGGUGGUAAAAGUAUCACUAUAAACAUGGACAUGCCAGAACAGAAACAAUGGUGGCAGCUGGAAGAGAUGGCGAACAGUUUAAUCCAGCAAGCACAACAGUUUAAAAUGAUGGUAGAUCAGGUGAAACAACAGUCAGUGGCAUACAAGGAGGCAGCAGUUCAACAAGUAAGACAACAAAUGGAAAAGAUGUUAAAUCAAGCAAAAGCAGAAGCUGCUAUGCAGAUACAGAGAGCUGUAAUGGAGGAGAGAAAUAAGAAAGACAUUGCCAUACAACAGGCAAUUGCCCAGACUCGUGCUGAGAUGGGAGAUAAAGGUGAGGGAGGCAUCACCGUGGUAACAUACGAGGGUUGGACGGGACAGGCACAACAGGGUCAGAUGCCAGGUAUCAUGGUUGCCACUGAGACAGAUGAAGUUAAACAGUGAAUAAACUCAUUUUCAUAAAAAAUGUGAAAUCCAUAAAAGCUUAGUAAAAGGGAAAAGUGACUUAUUGUAACAUUUAGUGUUAGCAAAAGGUCUUUUUAAGAUCACACUGUGAACAUUAAUAUACAGUUCAACAAAGCAGCACAUAAUUAUUCACAAGUCCUAGAUUCAUUUCAGUUUUGGCUAAUAUUGGUUGUUAUUGAUUUGCUGAUUUAUAGGUAUUUCAUAAAAACAAUGCUAUUAAGUACCGACAUUGGUAAUGGUAGCAGAUUUGAUCAGCUGUUUUUAAACCUCAGUUGAAUUUGUACAGAUGUAAAUUGUAUAUAUAGACUGUAAAUUAUUGCUUUUAUUUUUAGCUCGACAAUUUAAAGAAGUUGAGUUAUUGCACUUAAACCAUGCAUUGCAGUUGGUUUUUGUUUUUGUAUGUUAGCUGAUAUCUCAGUUUUCAGUGACCACUUUUGCUUAAUACACUUGUUCACUGUGAUGAUCUAACUUGCAGUGCACAGGUCCCAAAGCUUUAUUUCACAGAGUUAUGCCAGACUCGUCAAACCUCCCAGCAUUGUCAUUCAGCAUGUGAUGUUGUGCACCUGGUGUUUUGAUUGGGAUUUCACACGACAAGACCAGAGUCAUGGUCCUUGACUUAGUAAAAAAAUAUGCAUAAAAAGGGCCCAACAGUUAGUUUUGCAUGAAUCUCAAAAGUAUUUGCCAAUUUGACUUAGUAUUAUGAAACAUAAUAGGAAUAUUAUUCUACAUUUGAAGUUGUGCAUCUGGAGUUUUGUUGAGAUUUCACUCAGCCAGACCAGAGUUAUGGCCCAUGACUUAGUAAAAAAUAUGUAUAAAAGGGCAUAAAAAUUUGUGUUGCAUGUAUCUGGGAAGGUACUUGGCCUUAGGUCAUGAACAUAACCGGAGUAUUAUAUAGCAUGUGAAGUUGUGCAUCUUUGGUUUUGUUUGGGAUUUCUAUUGGUUAGACCAGAGUUCAGACCCUUGAUUUAGUAAAACAUUUGCAUAAAGGGCAUACAAGUUUGUAUUGCAUGUACCUCAAAAAGAAUUUGACUUAUAGUCAUAAAAUAUUAGAAGAUUGUUAUAUAGCAUAAUAGGAAUAUUAUUCUGCAUUUGAAGUUGUGCAACUGGUGUUCUGUUUGGCAUUUCACUCAGCAAGACUAGAGUUAAAGUCCUUGACUUAGUGAAAAAGACACAUGAAGUGCUUAAACGUUUGUGUGAGAAAUAUUAAAGGGUCAUGAAACCAUGUAGGAAUAUUAUUCAGCAUGUGUUUUGGAGUUCUUCAGGAGUUAUGUUCCUUGACCUAGUCAAAAAUAUGCACCAAGGGCAUAAAAGUUUGUGUCCCAUGUAUCUCGAAAAUGAGAGCCAUAAAACAUUAGAUUGUGAUAUAGCAUGUGAAUUUGUGCACCUGGUGUUCUGUUUUGGCAUUUCAACAGUUAUAAUGGUCCUUGACAUAGUGGAAAAUAGACAUAAAUUGUUUAAAAGUUUGUGUUGAAUAUAUACAUUUGGUUUAUUUAGAAUUUUUAUGCCCCCUUCAAAGAAUAAGGGGAUGUAUUGAUUUGUUCAAUCAGUCAUUUGACCAUUUUGGUUUCCCGUCAGUAACUAGAGAGAACUUGGGCCUACAGUGGUCAAACUUCAUAGGAUGAUUUCUGUGGUCAGUAGAUGAUCCCCGUCAUUUUAGGGGUCAAAGGUCAAGGCCAUAAUGACAAUUGGACUGAAACUAGUUUCCACACCAUAAGUAAAGAAUACUAUAGUCAAACUUCAUGGGAUGUUUGCCUGUUGUCAGUAGAUGACCCUUAUUAUUUUGGGGAUCGGUAAGGCUAAGGUCACAAUGACCUCGAGACUGAAAAUGGUUUCUGCACAGUAGCAGUGAAUGCUUGGGCCUACAUCGGUCAAUCUUCAUAGGAUAAUUGCCUGUGGUCAAUAGAUGACCCCUAUUGUUUUAGGGGUCAGUAGGAUAAAGGUCAAGGUAAAAGAGACAGAUUAUGCUCCUUUUUUUGACUUAGAAAUUUCUGCUUAAGUUUUUAUAUGUAAGCUGGUAUCUUCCAACCUUUUUAUGUGAAAAUGGAUUUAAACUUAACACGUUUCUUUCAUGUGGUGAUCAGACAUUCAGUGCACUAUAACUCAGUUUAGCUUAUUACAAAGUGAUGCCCAAUUUUCAACACAGCAAGUAUUUGUAAGGUAUUAAACAUCAUCAGAAUGGAAAGUUCUGCGACUCUAACUUACAUUUAAACAAAAUUUAUCCCCCAUUUAUACUUGUUUAUGUCAUUGUAUGUAAUUUUCUUAUGUAACAAAGUAUUUGAAUAGUUAAAGGUCCAUUACUAAGGGAAAGUGAGUAAGCAAUUCUUUUCAUAGCUAGUGCAUAGACUUCUGCAAGACACUAAAUAAUGAAGAUUGGCAGGUCAAAAUUUACAGAAGGUCUUUGGAACUCAAAGAAAUGUAUGUGUAUUCUGUUGAAAUUUCAAUGAAUCGACAGAAAGACCCCCCAGGUCUUUUUAACUUUCUUCAUACUUCAUAGAAAAAUAAUUGUACAUAUACUGCGAUUUAUUUCGAAUUUCUGCAUACCAACUUUCAUUUUCCAAUAAAAUGAAAUAGUUUCUGUGCUUUUUAAAAGAAAUUAAAAUGUUCACUUUCCUUAGUAUUGGACCUUUAAACAUUGCUUUUCAAACACACUGUUUAUCAUUUGCUGGUGUUACUGUAUUUAACCAUUUUAAUGAGGUAUCAAAGGCAACUGAUGGUGCAUUUGUCUCACAGUGUAGAGAACAAGUAUUUUUUACUCUCAGCCAGGGGAACAAGUAUUUUUUUUCAAAUAUGUUAAAAAUGUUAAUUUUAGAUGAAAAUAAAAUAAUUUUUAUUAUGUGGAUAAUCAUUCUUUAUGGAUUGUACAGGCAGUACAUUCUUCAUGAAUAAAUGUAGAAAAGUUUUGAAAAUGUCUGGCAUGUAAUUGAUUGAAAAAAGUAGGGUAAAGUCUAUGAUAUACAUCAUUCUACAGGUCUCAAGGGGUGAUCCAUGUAGUAGGAACUUUUAGAAUAACUUUCAUUUUAUAGUAAAAAAAAAACCUCUGAUUUUUCCAUGUUAAUUUCUGGCCAGUGAAAUUCCCUCCCCCCACAAAAAAAACAAAACAACAAACAAACAAAGAACUGUGCAUGUUACUACAGUUUGGUAUUCUUUUGCUAUUUGUUUUGGGUUUAGCACCAUUUUCAGCAGUAUUUCAGCCACGUAACCCCCGACAGCUAACCGAACCAGUGUUCCUGGACUCUGUACUAACUUAUCUCCUCAAAUGGAGGAUGAAAUGACCGAACACAAUGUCAAAUUAUCGCCAAGGAAAUAAAAUUACAACCCUUCAUACAUCUGCCCUCUCCCUGUUGAGCCGAGUGGGCCAGCCAGUAACUGUAAGAUAUUCUUUUGUUUUUGUUUGGUUUAAUGUCGCACCGACACAAUUAUAGGUCAUAUGGUGAUUUUCCAGCUUUGAUGGUGGAGGAAGACCACAGGUGCCCCUCCUUGCAUUAUUUCAUCACAAGUGGGCACCUGGGUAGGACCACUGACCUUCCGUAAGCCAGCUGGAUGGCUUCCUCACAUGAAGAAUUCAACGCCACCAGUGAGUCGGUGAAGGGCAAGUGAUUUGAAAUUAGUGACCUUAACCACAUGGCCAUGGAGGACCCUAGUAAGGUAUUCUUAAAGUAUCAUAAAUAUUCUGAAGUACCAUAAACUGUUUAACAACCAGUGGCAGAUGGCAGAAUUAUUCUAGAAUUACUACUACUUGUACAAAUCAAGAAAAAGUGGUUAACCUAUUUACAGCUGUAAAUGAAAAAAAAAAAACACAAGGAUAUUAGCUAAGAAGAAUAAUCAUUAGUAUUUAGAGACAGUGUUUGGUCACUACCUUCCCCCACUUUGGUUUCUAAAUGCUGAAAGCAGAUUUGGUAAUACCGGUAGGUUCUUGUCUGCAGUACACUUCUCGCUGUUUGAUCAAUAUAUGCUUGUUCUUCUCAUCCUGCCUGUGGUAGAGUUCUCGGGAUAUUGAAAGUCUGAAUGAUCAUUUCUCUGCCUGAUUACUGUAGUUGUAUAUGAAGGAGCUAUCAACAGAGAUAAGUAGCAAUUAUUUGUAUUGACUGUUGGUAAGACCUCAUGUCCAGCUUAACCUUUACUCUGAAAAUUUAUUUACUGAAUAGCGAACAGUGCGGACCAUGAUAAGUGCAGGCUGAUCUAGGUUUGCACUGGUCACAGAGGCAGAAUCACUUGCCGCCAGCAGGCUAAAGGUUAAUCUUAUAAAAGCAUUCCCAUAUGUGAUUGUUGUACAUGUCAAAAUGUGGUGUUGUGUUAAAUAUUCAUUUGUGUAGAUUCUGGAUAUAAAAUUACGAUAUCAUCUCCAUUAUUGUCAAACAUCAAAAGUAAUUCUAAUGUCUCUGUCAUUAAUGUCUAACACUUUUUAGUCAUUGCCUCAUUUAGAAAUUAAUGAUGAUACACAUAAUAAAUGAUCUGUGAAGUACAUAUUAGUUUACCACAGCUUUAUUUUUUAGUACAAACUGAAAAUAUGUGGUAGAAGUGUAGAAAAGAAAUGAAACCAGAACUUAUGUUUUAAAUUAGUUAGAUUUAAAUCAUCAUUCUUUAUGUACAUUUUGUAUUCAGUUUUAUUUGCAUGCAUACUUGGUUGUACAUACAUCAUUGACAGACCAUAAAGGUAAACCUGUAUGAUGAAAUUAAACACAAAAAUGAAUAAAAUAUCAAAUAAUGAA
This is a messenger RNA of Mercenaria mercenaria, 6252 nucleotides long. RefSeq names its product deformed epidermal autoregulatory factor 1 homolog. Gene Ontology annotation, biological process: positive regulation of transcription by RNA polymerase II. The transcript is spliced from 7 exons. The record is from RefSeq and is a predicted model, not a curated record. NCBI's taxonomy places the organism in Eukaryota, Metazoa, Mollusca, Bivalvia, Venerida, Veneridae. Gene Ontology annotation, molecular function: RNA polymerase II cis-regulatory region sequence-specific DNA binding; DNA-binding transcription activator activity, RNA polymerase II-specific. Bases 182 to 1522 code for a protein of 446 amino acids.